AGAGAAAGGGAGGGAAGGAGGAGGGAUUUAAUCCUGGUGGAUUACGCUGGUCCCAGAGAGUCCAUGCAGGAGCCGGAUGGUUAGUGUGUUUCAGGACCUGUCCAGCACAGCCUCGUCCCGACACCCUUUACCCACGCCAUUCACCCCAGCCCGCUCACCCCCUGCCCCAGGUCUGGACCACAGAACGGGCCCUAGUACCUCCUGGAUCUCCGGAGUCAAGAGCUAGGCUGCUGUGUGUCUCCACUCUGCUCUUGAGUGCAGGCUCUGCUCAGGAGAGUGUUUGUGUCCCUCGCCGUCGGUUAAAAGUGUUGGAUUGUACCUUUAACUGAGGACAGGAAGGGAACAUCUGGAUUUUCUCUCUUAUCUCAGUUUUUUCCCCGUCGGAUGUGAAGAAAAGCGAAGGAGCGUGGUGGAGGGAUCCGGAUGAAGGGAUGAGUGAACGAGCGGAGAGGGAGGCAGUCAUGGAGUCUGUUGAGAGUGACAGAAUGCGCACUCGGCUUGCCCGCUCCCAAAACUUCUCGGAAGUCUCUAGAACCUUGCAGAACGGGAGAACGUACUGGAGGUUGGCGUGAGCUAACAUGAGAACACUGCACCCAGAACUCUGUUGUUGUUGUGACUACUACUGGGACCCACUCACGUUCUGUCUCUACAGAACGGGAACCGGAGCCCUUGUUACAGGACUGUGUACCAAGGACCUCUGCUUCUGUUGGUCUUAGAUACCCUAAAGAUCUACACCUCAUCGGAUUUUAUCUCUGUGUAGAUCUCCUCAGACCGGACCAGAACAGACUGGAUCAGACCAAACCAGACCAAACCCGUCUGAGCAAAUAGGACAGGACGGGACGGAAGGGAUGGUGUGCCGGUGUCAGAGUGGUGGCGGAGGCAGGACCGCCGGGUAUGCUGGGAUGCGGUUGGCAACAUUGGUGUGGAUCGUCUGCUCUGGUUGGUUCUUCUGGUCCGCACACGCUCAGAUGAAGAUCCCCCCAGAAACUGUCCAGCAGUGGGCUGAGUCGUUUGGUAAACAGAUACUGGCCCUGUCGACCAAGUACUCUGGAGCACAGCUUCUGCAGAAGAAAUACAAGGAAAUCCAGGGAGUGGUGAGGAUGGAGGAGGUGGAUGGAGAAGAGCUGGUGGAAAGCAUAGCAGAUGAGAUGGAGAACAUGUUGGGGAGGAAAAUGAAGAGUGUGAAGAGGUUGGCUGAAUCAGCAGAGGACGCAGAUCUGUACCAUGAAUACAACGCCACUCUCGAGUUUGACUACUACAAUUCCAUGAUGAUAAACAAUGUAGACGAUGACGGCAAUGCGUUGGAGCUGGGCUCAGAGUUUCCUCUGGAAGAGAAUGAACACUUCAACAAGCUUCCUGUCAACACUCUGCAGAGUGACAUACAGGUGCCCACCAAUGUGUACAACAAAGAUCCAGGCAUUCUGAAUGGAGUGUACAUGUCAGAGGCCCUGAACGACAUCUUCAUCGAUAACUUCCAGAAGGACCCCACGCUGACCUGGCAAUACUUUGGCAGCGCCACUGGUUUCUUCAGGAUCUACCCUGGAAUCCAGUGGACCCCAGACGAGAACGGAGUGGUGACCUUUGACUGCAGGAACAGGAACUGGUACAUCCAGGCCGCAACCUCUCCAAAGGACAUUGUGAUUGUGGUGGACGUAAGUGGCAGCAUGAAAGGCCUCAGACUGACCAUCGCCAAGCACACCAUUAACACCAUUCUGGACACACUGGGGGAGAACGACUUUGUCAAUGUCAUUGCUUACAGUGACUAUGUCCAAUAUGUGGAACCCUGCUUCAAGGGAAUCCUGGUACAGGCUGACCUGGACAAUCGAGAG
Hypomesus transpacificus is the source of this 1829-nucleotide messenger RNA. RefSeq names its product voltage-dependent calcium channel subunit alpha-2/delta-4-like. The annotation marks the transcript as partial. Gene Ontology annotation, molecular function: voltage-gated calcium channel activity. The record is from RefSeq and is a predicted model, not a curated record. Lineage: Eukaryota; Metazoa; Chordata; Actinopteri; Osmeriformes; Osmeridae. The transcript is spliced from 9 exons. Gene Ontology annotation, cellular component: voltage-gated calcium channel complex.